Messenger RNA from Lactuca virosa, 978 nucleotides. The record is from the annotation of a GenBank genome assembly. Lineage: Eukaryota; Viridiplantae; Streptophyta; Magnoliopsida; Asterales; Asteraceae.
AUGGAAUCACUCCAGAAAGAGAUCGUUUUGGUACAGAAAGUGUGUGAGAUUUAUCAUAAAAUUUCAAAGCUUGACAAUCUGAAACCCUCCAAAGAUGUUGAUAGCCUCUUCACUGAGCUGGUCCGCACAUGCAUCCCACCCUCUUCUAUAAACAUAUCCACUCUCCCGGCCAAUAUUCAAGAAAUAAGGUCAAAGCUCAUAAGACUUUGUGGUGAGGCUGAAGGCCAUCUUGAAGCCCACUUCUCCACCAUUUUAGGCUCUUUCCCAAAUCCACUUGACCAUCUAAAAGAAUUCCCUUACUACUCCAAUUACCUGAAGCUUAGCCGUCUUGAGUUUGACAUUCUUACUGAACACUAUUCUGCAUUUGGAGAAGCCCCUAAGCGUCUUGCAUUUGUUGGGUCUGGCCCCUUGCCUCUCACAUCUAUUGUAUUAGCCUCUUAUCAUCUCAAGGACACCAUUUUUCACAACUAUGACAUAGACUCUUCCGCAAAUUCGAUGGCCUCUCAUCUUGUUUCGUCUGAUUCUGAUUUGUCCCAAAGAAUGGUAUUCCACACUGCCAAUAUAAUGGAUGUGACAGAUGAGUUGAAGGGAUAUGAUGUUAUUUUCUUGGCUGCACUUGUAGGGGUGGAUAUUGAUGAGAAGGUUAAGGUCAUUGAUCAUUUGGCAAAGUACAUGGCCCCAGAUGCUUUGCUCAUGCUGAGGAGUGCUCAUGGUGCCCGUGUCUUUCUCUAUCCAGUGGUAGAAGCACAACAACUUCAAGGGUUCGAAGUUCUCUCCGUUUUUCAUCCAAAUGAUGACGUCAUCAAUUCAGUCGUGAUUUCACGUAAGAUUGCAGAUCCUGUUAACGAUGAUCAUGGUGAUAAUCAUCAUCAUCACCAUCAGUUGGGGAUCGAGUCCGUCAUGCCAUUGAGUUGCAAGUAUUGUGAGUUCCAAGCUUUCAACAAUCCUCUUGGCCAGAUGAAAAUGAUUGAUAAUUAG